Topomyia yanbarensis is the source of this 5438-nucleotide messenger RNA. RefSeq lists its product as uncharacterized. The transcript has 12 exons. Bases 274 to 4647 code for a protein of 1457 amino acids. The record is from RefSeq and is a predicted model, not a curated record. Gene Ontology annotation, molecular function: guanyl-nucleotide exchange factor activity. NCBI's taxonomy places the organism in Eukaryota, Metazoa, Arthropoda, Insecta, Diptera, Culicidae.
AAUCACUGCUGGCACAGCGGUUGGCCUCUAGCGGUUGCCGGAGCCCUGGUGCUCCACCUCGGUGCACUUGAUGAGUCGCUGGUACGCGUCCAGGAUCUCUACCUCUGUGUUCGUCCGGAGCCGGAAACAAGUCAACCUCGGCUCUAUGCAGUUUGGCGUGGUGGACCAGCCGCAAGUGAACAGGCCCAUCCACCAUCAUCAGUCCAGUCCUCCCCGGUCGUCUAUCGUCAAUUGGAUCCAGUCAAAGAUCCAAUUACACCUCUAGCUGUGGAAAUGCUAGCUGAAGAUUUGCCCGCACUGCUGCAAAAUUUACUGGUCGGAAUCGAACGAGCCAUCUGCCGGGUACCGCUGGAGGAGUUAUCCUUUCCUACUGGAGAGUACGGUACAGCCUCGGUCGCAGAAGAGGCCGAUGAUCGACAGAACAAUAAUGGUACCGUGGUGAAGGAGCCGUCCGAUCGGCAGGACAAGUACAUUUUGAAUCCCGGCACACCGAAAAUUGGACUCAAACGCCGAGAGCUCAUCACAAAGAACAAACUGGUCAAUAACAAAUACGCCAUCAAGCGGAUCACAAUCCCUGCCCCAACAUCACCGUUGUCCACUGGUUACAAUAACAACAACACCGCGCCACUGACCAACUCGAGCACCAGUGGUAAUGUCAGCACUCAUAACAACACCAACGGCAAUGGUUUUAUAGCUCGCAAUGAAACGGUCCAAAAAAGUGAAAAUACUCAGCGAAUCAUCGGUAAUCAGUGUAAUUACGUAUCUGAAAUAGUAACCGAAGGUACCGGGAACGGAAUACAACUGUGCGAUCCGGGUGGUACUACUGGGUCCAGUCUGGGUAAACUUGUGGGCGGCGGAGGAAGCGAUAAUCACCAAUCAGCCUCAUCUGAACCAGCCAGCAUCAACUCGAUGCCAUUAUUCUGCCUCGGCGGAUCGUUUCCUCAUAUCGACAGUGAUGAGGAGAGCGGUGACGAAAUGAAGAAAUGCGAAACAGUGCCAGCCCAUCCCCAUGACAUAGUGGCCCCGAGAUCGAUCCAAGAUCUGCCGGAGAAACUCUUGACGUCCGGAAUUUCGAUACCAGGAACCUUCGACCGGUCAGGCUCCCCGCUGAUAUACAUCGAAGUCGAGAAGGUGCUCGCAUCAGGACUCAACUGUUACGAAAUCGCAACCGUUCUGCUGUAUUACAACACGCUACCUAUCCAAAGCCCUUCGCAGUACUGCAUCCACCUGUUGCUGAGCGAAAGUUCGCAGCUUACGUUUCUCGAAACGCUGGACAGUGCGCUUCAGCUUCUAAGCGGCCAUCUCAAGUUCGGUUCGAUCUACGUGUCCGGUUCGUACGAUCCAGCCGAUAACAAGCACCCACCGAAGGAGCUGAUUCGCAACCUGAACGUGCACAUCAAGUAUCUCAACAAUGAAACAAUCAAAAACUUUGUCGGCACUGACAACCUGCCGAUUCGAUGUUGCGGUUUCUAUGUGCACGAUCAGCGUGAAUGGAUUGACUUCUUCCGUACGCUGGAACCGCUGCAAAUGCAGUGCAUAGAAACCGGUCGCCGGCUGGUUACCGUACUGAACGAUAUUCGCAACCUGGAGACGCAGGGAUCGGUACCAACGCGGAGACAACUGCACUCACAGCACCGUGCCCUCAGCCGAGCUCUGAUGGAUUCCGAACUGCAGAGUCUCCGCCGUAAAGGACCAAAUACCAUACAACGACUUCAGGACAAACUAACCGUUAUCAACAACAAACAAACGCUUAAUCAAACCAAAAAUUUAGUUAAAAUGUGUAGUCUAGAUAGUAGCAAUCGCCUCGUGGGCAAUAGUUUUAACGGAAACCACCACCACAACCACCAUCAGCUGGUGCUGCAGCAGCAGCAACAGCAGCAGCAGCAUCAGCAAAACGUCACCAACGUCAGUGGCGGUGCCGAAAAGGACCUCAUAAAUGCUCGCCUUUGCGAGGUGAUCACCAUCUACCAGGAGGUCGACAGGGCAGCCCGCAAACUGGAACAGCUGACCGAACAAAGGAGAGAAAGACUAAGAGAAAUGACGCGACAGCGCGCACUGGAUGACGAGAUCAAUGAGGUAAUCUCGUGGAUUCGAAACGACGGCAGCCAAUCCCUGCAUAGCUACAAUGAGUCAUCCACGCUGGAGAGCGCUAAUCGUGUCAAAGAAAUUAGUCAGGAAUUUGAAAAGUUUUACUUCAUCUCGAUGAAGCAUAUUACCAAGGGGAAGGAUCUGUACGACGCUUCCGCAGAGCUAGAGAUCCUCAAAGACACCUUAAAAAUGUUGAAAGAUUGCCUCGAUCAGCACAAGGAGCGUCUGGAGCGAACCCGCGAACGUCUCGAAGGAGCCGCUCGACUGCAUUCGCUGAUCGAGGCGCAAUCCCUGGACAAUGCUGUCCAAAUGGAGAUGCUGAAGCUAGCGGAAAAGAUUGACGUUACCUUGUUGACAGAACAAUGCCGGAAGCUGCUUCAAGCCAGUAGUACUAACAGAGAUACCAACACUACCAGUACCAGUGAUAACAUCAGUUUAGAUAUAAGUUUAUCCGAUGAUACGAUCACGGCCACCAGUACGCCGGAGAAGGGAAAAUUCGGGCAGCGUCCUACAGUUUCUGGAUGUGUAUCGGCGUUGAUCGAAUCGAAUGGAACUCGCUGCAAGACGGACCACGUUCACAUCCAUCGACAUCAUCACGAUGAUGACGAAGAAGAACAGUCAAAAAUGGCCGAUUCAGGACUCGGUGGAUGUGAUCGUUGCGAGGGAAACGAAAAACUCGAACGAACCUGUUCGUGUCAAAGCCUCAACGACCCGAAGAAUGGAUGUACCAACGGUGACGAUUUAGAUGAGGACUGCUUUGAAGGAAUGUCAAAACCGUCCCUAGAUCUACAAAUACCGCUACAGGCAAAUGCACACCUGUAUUGUCACGCGUCGAACUUGCAACUGGAUUACGAGGAGAAUAACAUAUUUGACCAGAAGACGCAAAAAACGCUUCUAUUGAUCAUGCGAGAGAUGAUUGGAACAGAACGCGACUACGUGCGAUCGCUGCAGUACGUAAUCGAAAACUACAUGCAAGAACUUCUACGCGAAGACAUACCGCAGGCUUUGCGAGGCCAGCGGAACGUCAUCUUCGGUAACAUCGAACGAAUAUGCGAGUUCCAUCAGCAGCACUUUUUAGGCGAGUUGGAAAGUUGCGAACAUCAUCCGAUGAAGGUUGGUAGUGCGUUCCUUCGUCACGAAUCCAAGUUUUACCUGUACGCAUUGUACAACAAAAAUAAACCAAAGAGUGAUUCUCUGAUGAGCGAGAAUGGAACUCAUUUUUUCAAAGCGAAACAACUGGAGUUGAACGACAAGAUGGAUCUGGCGUCAUAUCUGCUGAAGCCAGUUCAACGGAUGGGAAAGUAUGCCUUGUUGCUGCAGCAGCUGAUGAAAGCUUGUGCUCCUGCUCAGAAUACCGCCAACCCGGAGGUCCUCGAAGAUCUUGAGCAGCUGCAAAAGGCUGAAGAGAUGGUCCGUUUUCAACUGCGGCACGGCAAUGAUUUACUCGCUAUGGACUCCCUUCGAGAUUGUGACGUCAACGUGAAGGAACAAGGUCGUCUGUUACGACAGAACGAGUUUCUUGUAUGGGAAGGUAAAGCCGGAAAGAAAUCAAUACGGCAAGUGUUCCUUUUCGAAGAACUGGUUCUGUUUAGUAAGGCACGGCGAUUUCCUGAUCGGAAGAAUCUAGAUAUUUACAUCUACAAGAACAGCAUUAAAACGUCCGACAUCGGACUGACAGCUCACGUCGGAGAUUCACCGUACAAAUUUGAGAUAUGGUUCCGGAAACGAAAACCGGGUGACACCUGGACUCUGCAAACUAUGAGCGAAGAUAUCAAAAAUGUUUGGACCGAUGAAAUUUCCAAGCUGCUCUGGAAGCAGGCGAAACGGAAUCGGGAAGUUCGUCUUGCCGAGAUGUCUUCGAUGGGUAUCGGCAGUAAACCGUGCCUGGAUAUCCGUCCCAGCCAAGAUCAGAUCAAUGAUCGUUCCAUCAGUAUUUCGUUAUUCGGGAAAACCCCCAAGUUGCGCAACUCAUUCAUCGGAACGCUGCCAGAGUCCAAAAGUUCAAAAAGACCCCAAUCAAUUAUUUCGGUUAGCAGUUCAUCGUCAGGAAGCUCGGUUGUAAGCACCGGGACCAGCUCGACAGCGAGUGGCUGCGAAGGAACAGCCACCACCGGAAGUGGUGUCGGAAGCAGCUCGGCAGUUUCAUCCGGCUGUAGCACUAGCAGUUCCAGCGGAAACAGCACAACCGCAAGUAUCACCACCUGCAAACGUCUCACCCUCAGCAUUACAGACCCCAACGCUCCAGCACCUCUGAAGACCAACUUUAAGAAACAUCAACGAUCGACCACGCUGGUGAGCCAAUGUUCAAUGGAAAGUGGCAUCAUAGCCGAUAUUUCGUUAAGUCCCGAUGAGGUUCUGGAGAAUCCGAUUUGGCCCCAACAGAAAACUCAUACCCAGCUUCGGAAAUCACAUAGCGUUGCAUCCACCAGUCAGGAACAUAACAAAACCACUGAAGAAAAAAUAAAUCCAUCAGCAGAAAGUGAAACUACAACCUCUAGUAGCAGCAACCAUAUUUCCAGCACCGCUAACACCUCCGACACGAUCACCGUUCAUCUUUGAAGAUAGACAACAACGGUUCUGUCUGUUCCUUCACCUUCGAGUGAUCUGUUUUGUACAAAUCCGUAAAAAAAAUCAAACAUAUUUGCUAUACUGUUCGUUAAGUGACAUGUUUUAAUAGACUAUAUUCUACACUAGGAAAAUACAAUGCUUCAUGCACCUGGUAUUUUAUUGAUGAAUCUGAUACAAUUGUGUGUAUUGAGUGUACCUUUGAAAUUACAAUGUAAGCCUCCAGAAAAUAUUCUAAGAAAUAAUCAACCAUUAUCACUUUAAUCAGUUCUUUGAUUGAUUGAUUGAUUUUCCGAAUACAUUUAAGUGAAACUGAAAUUCUAAUUUAUGAGAACAUUAAUCUAGCAUGUACGGAAUGCUUGCAACUAGGGGAUACUGUGAAACCGAACAGCACUAGCAAAUCUGCUGAGAUAGCAUAUUAUACUGUAUAAGGAAGAGAAGCGCUAUAAAUAAAAGAAAAUAUAAAAAUGAAAGCAUUACAUCUACAUAAGUCCGCGAGAAGCCAUUAUUUUGAACCAAUUUCCUUAUUAAGAAUAUACCUAAAAAGCUGAGUUAGAACUGCAGUUACUCGAGAUAAAAAGCUUUAUUUUAAGAUUUAUUGCGGUACGACUAUAAGACAUUUACUAGUAUUCAUUACAUCUACGACAUUAUAUUAUUAUAACGAACAUUCGUAUCUUUUAUUUUACAUUAUUUAACAGAUAAUUUAUGGCGAAAAAGUAUAUAUUAUAGAGCUAAGCAUUUUACUUUUGAAAAAGUAAAAAUAUUGUACCGAUAUUCGCGAUUUG